CCUGGACCUAAACCUAAACUUAAACCUAAACCGGGAUCUGGACCCAGCUGUUUAUCCUUGAAGAGCGCCCGGUCAAAGGAAGAAAUUAUUCAUUUUAAAGGAGACCAACCUUCUGCCGUAAAGAGGGUCCAUCAGAAAAGAGACUAUCUUGAAGCUGAACCCAGCUGUUUGUCCUUGAAGAGCGACCACUCAAAUGAAAGAUUAAUUACCUUUAAAGGAGACCAACAGUGUUCUUCAGAGAAAGUGGACCAGCAGAGCUCAGAGCCUCCCAGCGGUCCGUCUGUCCAGCAGCAUCAGACACAGCUGGACUCCAUAUUUCUGCUGCUGGAGGACAACAUUGUCAUGUUUGUGAAGAAUGAGCUGAAGAAGAUCCAGAGGGGUCUGAGUCCAGAUUACCCAGAAUCCCUAGAGCAUCUGUUGCAGGGUGAGGAUGAAUAGCAGAGGAGGAGCAGAGAGGCGUUUGUGAAGAUCACAGUGAACUUCCUGAGGAGAAUGAAGCAGGAGGAGCUGGCUGAACAUCUGCAGAGCAAUGUUUCUGCUGCAGUUUACCAAAAGUGGCUGAAGUCUAAGCUGAAGAAAAGGUGCCACUGUGUGUCUGAGGGGAUUGUUAAAGCAGGAAACCCAACCCUUCUGAAGCAGAUCUACACAGAGCUCUACAUCACAGAGGGAGAGACUGGAGAGGUCAACAAUGAACAUGAAGUCAGACAGAUUGAAGCAGCAUCCAGGAAACCAACCAGAGCAGAAACAACCAUCAAACAGGAAGACAUCUUUAAACUCUCACCCGAAACAGAUGAACCAAUAAGAACAGUGAUGACGAAGGGAGUGGCCGGUAUCGGGAAAACAGUCUUAACACAGAAGUUCACUCUGGACUGGGCUGAAGGAGCCAACCAGGACAUCCAGUUGCUGCUUCCAUUCACCUUCAGAGAGCUGAAUGUGCUGAAAGAUAGAAAGAUCAGUUUGGUGGAACUUGUUCAUCACUUCUUCCCUGAAACCAGAGAAAUGUGCAGCUUUGAAGAGUUCCAGGUCGUGUUCAUCUUUGACGGUCUGGAUGAGAGUCGACUUCCUCUGGACUUCCACAACAAUGAGGUCCUGACUGAUGUUACAGAAUCCACCUCAUUGGAUGUGCUGCUGACAAACCUCAUCAGGGGGAACCUGCUUCCUUCUGCUCGUCUCUGGAUCACCACACGACCCGCAGCAGCCAAUCAGAUCCCUCCUGAGUGUGUCUCCAUGGUGACAGAGGUCAGAGGGUUCACUAACCCACAGAAGGAGGAAUACUUCAGGAAGAGGUUCAGAGAAGAGGAGCAGACCAGCAGGAUCAUCUCCCACAUCAAGACAUCACGGAGCCUCCACAUCAUGUGCCACAUCCCAGUCUUCUGCUGGAUCACUGCUACGGUCCUGGAGAAAGACCUGGAAACCAGAGAGGGAGGGGAGCUGCCCAAGACCCUGACUGAGAUGUACAUCCACUUCCUGGUGGUCCAGGCCAAACUGAAGAAGGUCAAGUAUGAUGGAGGUGGGACGGAUCCACACUGGAGUCAAGAGAGCAGGAAGAUGGUGGAGUCUCUGGGAAAACUGGCUUUUGAGCAGCUGCAGAAAGGAAACCUGAUCUUCUAUGAACCAGACCUGAGAGAGUGUGGCAUCGAUGUCAGAGAGGCUUCAGUGUACUCAGGAGUGUUCACCCAGAUCUUUAGAGAGGAAAGCAGCCUGUACCAGGGCCAGAUCUUCUGCUUCAUCCAUCUGAGUGUUCAGGAGUUUCUGGCUGCUCUUCAUGUCCAUCGGACCUUCAUCAAGUCUGGAGUCAACCUGCUGGAGGAACAGAAAAACACCUCCAGGUGGUUUAAAACAAGAGCAGAGACUCAGUUCUAUCGGAGUGCUGUGGACAUGGCCUUACAGAGUCCAAACGGACACCUGGACUUGUUCCUCCGCUUCCUCCUGGGUCUUUCAAUGGGAACCAAUCAGACUCUCCUACAAGGUCUGUUGAAACUAAAACAAACAAGUUCACAGAACAAUCAGGAAACGGUUAAAUACAUCAAGAAGAAGAUCAGCGAGCAUCUGUCUGCAGAGAAAAGCAUCAACCUGUUCCACUGUCUGAAUGAACUGAACAAUGGUUCUCUGGUGGAGGAGGUCCAACGGUUCCUGAGGUCUGGACGUCUCUCCACAGAUGAUCUGUCUCCUGCUCAGUGGUCGGCUCUGGUCUUCAUCUUACUGUCAUCAGAAGAUCUGGAGGUGUUUGACCUGAAGAAAUACUCAGCUUCAGAGGAAGUUCUACAGAGACUGCUGCCGGUGGUCAAAGCCUCCAAGAAAGUUGUCACUGAGACAGCUCUGUUAAAGGUCUUUAAUGACAUCCGCUACUAUACUGAUAGUGGCAACAUUUCAGUCUUGGUCUCUCUGGAUCUCAGUGCUCCGUUCGACACGGUCGACGAGAACAUCUUGAUAGACCGGUUGAAGAAAUGGAUGUCCAUGUUUGAGAGAGACUGUGCUGGUCUGACCCCCACUCCUCCUUUCAGGGUGGAGCCUGCUGGACAACGAUGGUUGACACCAGGUCUGAGGAAGUAUUCCUGUCAACUCACCAUCGACACAAACACAGUCCACAACAACAUCAAACUUUCUGACAACAACAGGAAGAUGACACGUGUGAAGGAGGAUCAGUCAUAUCCUGAUCAUCCAGACAGGUUUGAUGUCUAUCCUCAGCUGCUGUGUAGAGAAUUUCUGACGGGUCGCUGUUACUGGGAGGUCCAAUUGAGAAGAAGAGUUUCUGUAUCAGUGAGUUACAGAAGAAUCAGUAGGAAAGGAAACUCUGUUGACUGUUUGUUUGGAAGGAACGAUCAUUCCUGGAGUCUGUACUGUUAUGAUGAUGGUCGGUACCGUGUCUGUCACAAUAAGAGAGGAACACCUUCCUCCUCCUCUUCCUCAGUCUCUGACAGAGUAGCAGUGUAUGUGGAUGUUCCUGCUGGAACUCUGUCCUUCUACAGUGUCUCCUCUGACAGACUGAUACACCUCCACACCUUCAAUACCACAUUCACUGAACCUCUCUAUCCUGGGUUCAUAUUCUGGUCUGGUUCUGGUUCUGGUUCUUCUGUGUCUCUGUGUUGACUUCAGUCUCAAGAUCCUCCUGCCAGAGAAACUGUCUCUGUUGGACAGAUAGUUGAGUCUGUACAUGUCUGUCUCUGUUUCCACCAGAACACAUGGAUCACAUGUUGGUGAAACUGUUCUGAAUGAUUCCUUUGAAACUUCUUCCUCUUCCAGUCCUUUAAAUGUGGAAGCUGCCAUUUUUCCAGGAUCCACUUCUGUCUGUUUCCAGUCAGAGCUUCACAGUCAACACCAGCAUGUUGUUUCCCUGAAGCUCAGUUCAGCUGAGAUCAUUCAGUUCAUGUCAGCUGCAGAUAGUUUGCUGCACAUGUGACCAACUGUGAUGUCAGAGAGGAAUCACUGAGCUGCAAUCAGCCAAGAUGAAGUUACAACCUGCUGACAGAUCUGAGCACAAGGUUGCUGUGCAGCCAGGGUUCAUCCUGGUCUUUAUUCACACCACUUCCUGUUCCAGCCAUGACAUCACUACUGGACUGUCAGGUUUCUGUCAUGGUAAAAAUGUUUUUUUAUAUGUGAGCUCUCACCAAGAUGAUUAAAAUGA
Molecule: messenger RNA, 3625 nt
Organism: Cololabis saira (Pacific saury)
Lineage: Eukaryota; Metazoa; Chordata; Actinopteri; Beloniformes; Belonidae
Product: NLR family CARD domain-containing protein 3-like
Exons: 8
Coding region: 493-3090 (865 amino acids)
Molecular function (GO): protein binding
Source: RefSeq, a predicted model, not a curated record